AUGGACAACUUCAAGAACCUCAACCUGGGGUCGACCUUUAGCGGUUUUGGGAGCACCGUCGGCUCCUUUGGGUCACAGUUCACCCCCUUCGCCUCCCGCACCUUCCAGUCGACCAAGGAGAUGCUGGGUCAGACAGACGAUAAGACCCAGCUCCCACCCGACUACAUCGACCUCGAGAAGCGUGUCGAUGCCCUGAAGCAGGUCCACCAGAAGAUGCUGGCUGUGACCAACCAGUACUCGAAGGAAGCCUAUGACUACCCAGCCAACAUCACCGAGACUUUCAACGACCUCGGUCGCACCGUCAGCGAGAAGGUCAAUCUCCUCUCUUCGGCCUCCUCGCCCGCCGAGGCCCAGGCCGCCCUGACCGCACCUCCUUCUGCGAAGCCCCAGCCCAAGACGUUCGCCCACGCCAUCGCCCGCGCCUCCCUGGCUAGCAGCCAGCUCCUGCAUCAGCAACACACUGGCACCGGUGACGACCCACUUGCGGCCGCCCUCGAGAAGUUCGCCCUGGCUGAGGAGCGAGUCGGUGAGGCCAGACUCGCCCAGGAUGCGCAGAUCCAGAGCCGGUUCCUGGCAGGAUGGAACACCACUCUGAACACGAACAUCAUGUUCGCGACGCGCGCGCGCAAGGGAGUCGAGAAGUCGCGCCUGACGCUGGAUGCGGCCAAGGGAAAGGCCAAGGGAAACACAUGGAAGAUCCCCAUCAGCCCCGAGGCGCAGGAGGAGAUCGAGAAGGCCGAGGAUGAGUUCGUCACACAGACCGAGGAGGCUGUUGGUGUGAUGAAGAACGUCCUUGAUACCCCUGAGCCGCUCCGCAACCUUGCCGAGCUCAUCGCCGCUCAGAUGGAGUACCACAAGAAGGCCUACGAGAUCCUCAGCGAGCUUGCGCCUACCAUCGAGGGUCUGCAGGUCGAGCAGGAGGCAAGUCGCGCCUCGGGUUACUCGCUGCCCUGA
This is a messenger RNA of Diaporthe citri, 954 nucleotides long. RefSeq lists its product as uncharacterized. The transcript has 6 exons. Lineage: Eukaryota; Fungi; Ascomycota; Sordariomycetes; Diaporthales; Diaporthaceae. The record is from RefSeq and is a predicted model, not a curated record. The coding region runs from base 1 to 954 and encodes 317 amino acids.